AUGCGAGGCGUGCGGGCGGCGCUGUUCCUUGCGCUGCUGGGGGUGGCCGCCGGCCUCGGGGAGUCCCAAGACCCGAAUGUGGCCCUCGCACCCCCGAGCGUCGCCCACAGAAAACUGUUCCAGGGCCGCGGCCAGCCGCCUGUGCCUGAUGACGUCGUGAUACCCCCUGCAAACUGCACCCGCCCGACACAAUUCAGCUUCAUGGUGUCCUUGAGAAACGAUGCCGGGGAGCACACCUGUGGGGGUGCCCUGAUCAACGAGGGGGGUAACUCCCCAGAGUCCCGGUGGGUCGUCACGACUGCACACUGUGUCGACGAGCUGGCAAAGCCGGGAGCACUGCUGUUGCCAGAUGUGGACAUAUCUGGCCGGAGGCGGGACCAGGCCAUCGAGAGGAUCCCAACAGAGCAGACGUUUCUUCAUCCCAAAUGGAAGAGCGACCGCACAAGGGGCAACGACAUCGCCCUUCUCAAGCUCUCCAACACAUCUUGCUACAAGUUCCCUCUCAACAUAGCAGAGAAAAACUUCACCGUCCCCGGAAACGAAUCCGUCUCCUUUGUGGCCUUUGGGCGCGAGGGCGCGGACGCGGGCUUUGCCGACCAGCAGCAGGCAGGCAUGUUUAACAUCAUCCCAAGGAAGACCUGCAAACAGGAUUAUGUCCAGGAGGGCACCAAGCUGAAGAAGUCGAUGAUCUGUUCCAGGGGGAACGUCAACGUCGCAGUUUGUGCAGGCGACGAGGGCAGCCCCAUCUUCUGGUCCCCGCCCAAGACGACCCCCGAGGGCCGCGACCCAUUCGCGAAGCGCCUCGUCGGCAUAGCCUCCUUCACGGACGUCGACGACUGCCAGUCGCCGGACGGCACGGCAUUCUUCACCAGCAUCUCGAGCUUCAACAAAUGGAUCAAGAAGACGAUCAAGAAGAACAGCUGA
Messenger RNA from Ostreobium quekettii, 924 nucleotides. The record is from the annotation of a GenBank genome assembly. Lineage: Eukaryota; Viridiplantae; Chlorophyta; Ulvophyceae; Bryopsidales; Ostreobiaceae.